AGAAUGUUGUUCUAUAGGAUAUAUUGCUACAGGCUGAGAGAGAUCGCUUAAUCGGUGCUGAAGGGAUAGGUGAAGAGGUCGACACAUUUAUGUUUGGGGGCCAUGAUACAACAUCUAUUGCAUUAACAUUCAUUUUUCUUCUACUUGCCAAUCACCAGAAAGUUCAGGAUAAAAUCGUUGACGAAUUACAUAACGUAUUAAACUCAUUUGACGGUGAUGUGACGACGGCUGAGUUAUUGCAGAUGAAAUAUAUGGAAUGUUGCAUAGAGGAAAGUUUGAGACUUUAUCCUCCAAUACCAGCUAUUACCAGGAACAUUGACGUGCGACUUAAGCUUAGAGAUUAUGAAAUACCCACUGGAACGGAGUGCGGUAUCCUGAUAUACGACUUGCAAAGGCGUUCAGAUCAAUUUGUUGAGCCUUUGGAGUUUCGACCUGAGAGAUUUCAGCAAGCAACUUGGCAGCCCUACGGCUACAUUCCAUUCAGCGCUGGCCCUAGAAACUGUAUAGGUCAAAAAUUCGCAAUGAUGGAAAUGAAGCUAGCUGUAACGGCUGUACUUCGUCGUUUUCGACUUUUACCAGUGACUUCGCCUCGCGAUAUAAACAUCACUACAGACUAUGUUUUACGUAGUAAACAACCAAUUUACGUGCAAUUUCAAGAACGAUAUGAUAUUUAAUAACACUGAAUUCAAAUUUGGUUUAUU
Pieris brassicae (large cabbage white) is the source of this 701-nucleotide messenger RNA. RefSeq names its product cytochrome P450 4C1-like. The record is from RefSeq and is a predicted model, not a curated record. Gene Ontology annotation, molecular function: heme binding; oxidoreductase activity, acting on paired donors, with incorporation or reduction of molecular oxygen; monooxygenase activity. Lineage: Eukaryota; Metazoa; Arthropoda; Insecta; Lepidoptera; Pieridae.